UCUUGAGUGUCCCAGGCUGGCCUCUUAACUCUUUAUGUAGCCCAGACUAACCUUGCCUGGAGAUCCUCCUGCCUCAGCCCCCUGAAUGCUAGGCUUAUGGUGUGCACCAUUACACCGUCUACUUACUUACUUACUUACUUACUUACUUACUUAUUCAAAAAUGGUUUGGGUAUGAGUCAUUGGACCUGAGUUUUAAUUAAAAUAGCCACAGUGAAUAACCACUUUUUAGGCUAAUAAGUAUAAAUUAACUCAGAUUUUGGUUCUCUUGUUUAGUAUUUCUUUUGGAUUCUUAGUAUGUAUUAACAUAGGUUACUUACUUAAAGGUAGCAGAUUGAAAAGUUUUAGGAUGAAAUAUGGAAUCAGGGACUUGAGUCUACUUAAGUAUUUGUAACUUGUGAUCAAUCCAAUAUUCUAUUUCUUUUAGAAUUUUGAGCCCUAAAAAAUGACUCUUAAUAAUUACCAAGUUUAUAGGAAAGAUGCUAACAAAUUUUAAAUAUUAACUCUUAUGCAUCCUUUGGUUAUUUUUUUUCCCACUUAAGCUUUGUUUCUUGUUGACUUACACAUUUCUUUUAAAUCUUACUGAAUGAUCAGUAGUCUGAAUUAUGUAUAUUGUAAUUUUAAAGUCCUACAGUUUUUCCCUGAAACUUUUGAGUCUUGGGAUUGAACUUCUAAUUGUUUCCAGAAAUAAUGCCUUUGAAAGUUGAAAUUGUCCAGGUUUACAUUGUAAAUGGCACUCAACACUCAGCUUUUAGAUUAUCUAAAUUAAAGAAAGACAUUGCCUGCAGUAGUUUGAGAGCUUAAUAUAGUAGCUGGGCAUUCAUUCUUGCAGCUAAAAACUUGGUGUGAUAAACAGGAGUCUGACCUGGCCGUUGCCUUUUCUCAUCUGCAGGUGUGUGUGGUUUCAGCGCAGCAUGGCUGUGGUCAUCCGUUUGCAAGGUCUCCCAAUUGUGGCAGGGACCAUGGACAUUCGCCACUUCUUCUCUGGAUUGACCAUCCCUGAUGGGGGCGUGCAUAUUGUAGGGGGUGAACUGGGUGAGGCUUUCAUCGUUUUUGCCACUGAUGAAGAUGCAAGGCUUGGUAUGAUGCGCACAGGUGGUACAAUUAAAGGGUCAAAAGUAACACUGUUGUUGAGUAGUAAAACAGAAAUGCAGAAUAUGAUUGAACUGAGUCGUAGGCGUUUUGAAACUGCCAACUUAGAUAUACCACCAGCAAAUGCUAGUAGAUCAGGACCACCACCUAGCUCAGGAAUGAGCGGCAGGGUAAACUUGCCUACAACUGUACCCAACUUUAAUAAUCCUUCACCAAGUGUAGUUACUGCUACAACUUCUGCUCAUGAAAGCAACAAAAACAUACAGACAUUUUCCACAGCCAGCGUAGGAACUGCUCCUCCAAGUCUGGGGGCUUCUUUUGGAAGCCCAACGUUCAGCUCGACCAUUCCAAGUACAGCCUCUCCAAUGAAUACAGUCCCACCACCGCCAAUUCCUCCAAUCCCUGCAAUGCCUUCUUUGCCACCGAUGCCAUCCAUUCCCCCAAUACCAGUUCCUCCUCCAGUACCUACAUUGCCUCCUGUGCCUCCUGUUCCUCCUAUUCCCCCAGUCCCUUCAGUGCCACCCAUGACCCCACUGCCACCCAUGUCAGGUAUGCCACCCUUGAAUCCACCACCUGUGGCACCUCUACCUGCUGGAAUGAAUGGCUCUGGAGCACCUGUGAAUCUGAACAAUAAUCUGAACCCUAUAUUUUUGGGUCCAUUAAAUCCUGUUAACCCUAUCCAGAUGAACUCUCAAAGCAGCGUGAAGCCACUUCCCAUCAACCCUGAUGAUCUGUAUGUCAGUGUACAUGGAAUGCCCUUUUCUGCAAUGGAAAAUGAUGUCAGAGAUUUUUUCCAUGGGCUCCGUGUUGAUGCAGUGCAUUUGUUAAAAGAUCAUGUAGGUCGAAAUAAUGGGAAUGGAUUGGUUAAGUUUCUCUCCCCUCAAGAUACAUUUGAAGCUUUGAAACGAAACAGAAUGCUGAUGAUUCAACGCUAUGUGGAAGUUAGCCCUGCCACAGAGAGACAGUGGGUGGCUGCUGGAGGCCAUAUCACUUUUAAGCAAAGUAUGGGACCUUCUGGACAAGCUCAUCCCCCUCCUCAAACACUUCCCAGGUCAAAAUCGCCCAGUGGGCAGAAAAGGUCAAGGUCAAGAUCACCACAUGAGGCUGGUUUUUGUGUUUACUUGAAAGGGCUACCAUUUGAAGCAGAAAACAAGCAUGUCAUUGAUUUUUUUAAGAAGUUGGAUAUUGUAGAAGAUAGUAUUUACAUAGCUUAUGGACCCAAUGGGAAAGCAACUGGUGAAGGCUUUGUAGAGUUCAGGAAUGAGACUGACUAUAAAGCUGCUCUGUGUCGUCAUAAACAAUACAUGGGCAAUCGCUUUAUUCAAGUUCAUCCAAUUACUAAGAAAGGUAUGCUAGAAAAGAUAGAUACAAUUCGAAAAAGACUCCAGAACUUCAGCUAUGACCAGAGGGAAAUAAUGUUAAAUCCAGAGGGGGAUGUCAAUUCUGCCAAAGUCUGUGCCCACAUAACAAAUAUUCCAUUCAGCAUUACCAAGAUGGAUGUUCUUCAGUUCCUUGAAGGAAUCCCAGUGGAUGAAAAUGCUGUACAUGUUCUUGUUGAUAACAAUGGGCAAGGUCUAGGACAGGCAUUGGUUCAGUUUAAAAAUGAAGAUGAUGCACGUAAGUCUGAACACUUACACCGUAAAAAACUGAAUGGGAGAGAAGCUUUUGUUCAUGUAGUUACACUAGAAGAUAUGAGAGAGAUUGAAAAAAAUCCCCCUGCCCAAGGAAAAAAGGGUUUAAAGAUGCCUGUGCCAGGUAAUCCUGUAGUACCGGGAAUGCCCGCUCCUGGGAUGCCUGCUCCUGGGAUGCCUGCUCCUGGGAUGCCCACUUCGGGAAUGCCUGCUGCAGGAAUACCCGCUGCAGGAUUGCCCGCUGCGGGAUUGCCAGGUGCUGGAAUGCCUGCUGCAGGAAUGCCAGGUGCGGGGAUGCCUGGUGCGGGAAUGCCUGCUGCAGGAAUGCCCGGUGCAGGAAUGCCUGGUCCUAGUGCAGGAGGCGAAGAACAUGCCUUCCUGACUGUAGGAUCAAAGGAGGCCAAUAAUGGGCCUCCGUUUAACUUCCCUGGUAAUUUUGGUGGGUCAAAUGCUUUUGGGCCACCACUCCCUCCUCCAGGAUUAGGAGGGGCUUUUGGUGAUGCUAGGCCUGGUAUGCCUUCAGUUGGAAACAGUGGUUUGCCUGGUCUAGGAUUGGAGGUUCCAGGUUUUGGAGGUGGACCAAAUAAUUUAAGUGGGCCAUCAGGAUUUGGGGGGGGCCCUCAGAAUUUUGGAAAUGGCCCUGGUAGCUUAGGUGGCCCCCCUGGCUUUGGAAGUGGCCCUCCUGGUCUUGGAAGUGCCCCUGGGCAUUUGGGUGGGCCUCCAGCCUUUGGCCCUGGCCCUGGCCCUGGCCCUGGCCCAAUCCAUAUUGGUGGUCCCCCUGGAUUUGGAUCUAGUUCUGGAAAACCAGGACCUACAGUUAUUAAAGUACAGAACAUGCCCUUCACUGUGUCUAUUGAUGAGAUAUUAGAUUUCUUUUAUGGUUAUCAAGUAAUCCCAGGCUCAGUGUGCUUAAAAUACAAUGAAAAAGGUAUGCCUACAGGCGAAGCCAUGGUG
Messenger RNA from Castor canadensis (American beaver), 3674 nucleotides. The record is from RefSeq and is a predicted model, not a curated record. NCBI's taxonomy places the organism in Eukaryota, Metazoa, Chordata, Mammalia, Rodentia, Castoridae.